AUGGAUGAGGAUCAACCCAUUGAUGACAACCUGUGCAACUCUCCGGAAUGCACCAAUAAAGCCAAACUGCGUUGUCCUACGUGUAUCAGACUGAAAUUGAGGGAUUCCUACUUUUGCUCUCAGGAAUGUUUCAAAAAUAGCUGGGCAUUUCACAAACUGAUUCAUUUGGCCUUUACUGGGUCUCCAGAACAGUAUAAUCCAUGGCCAUAUUAUAACUUUACCGGGUUAUUACGUCCAGCACCAAUGGGACAAAAACGCGAGGUUCCGGAUACUAUCAUGAAACCUGAUUACGCAUUUCGUGCAGAUGGCAUUUCAGAAGGCGAACAAAUUGCACGAAAUAUUAAUAAGAUUAAGGUGCUCGACGAUGACGAAAUAGGGAGCAUGAGAACAGUUUGUAAACUAGCUAGAGAAGUGCUGGAUGAAGCAGCUCAGGCUUGUGAACCCGGUAUAACCACAGAUCAAAUCGAUGCCAUUGUGCACGAAGCUUGUAUUGAAAGAGAUUGUUACCCCUCUCCUCUUGGGUAUCAUCAGUUUCCAAAAAGUGUGUGCACAUCGGUCAAUGAAGUCAUUUGUCAUGGAAUCCCAGAUAUGCGAAAACUUGAGAACGGCGAUAUUUGUAAUGUCGAUGUGACAGUAUAUCAUCGUGGCUUUCAUGGUGAUUUAAACGAAACAUUUUUGAUCGGUGACAAAGUUAAGGAAGAUACGAGGAAAUUGGUGAAGGUUACAUAUGAAUGCUUGCAGCAUGCUAUCGAUCUCGUUCGUCCGGGUGUACGCUUCCGUGAAAUCGGCAAUGUUAUCCAGAAACAUGCAAAUGCGCAUGGCUUCUCGGUGGUUAAGACAUACUGUGGGCAUGGAAUUCACAGGCUUUUUCACACUGUGCCGAAUGUACCACAUUAUGCAAGUAGCUUUUGGUUAUCCUUUCUAGAAAACAAAGCGACUGGAGUUAUGAAAGCUGGCAAUACAUUUACCAUCGAGCCAAUGAUUAACGCUGGUGGCCAUAACAACGAACGUUGGCCAGAUAAUUGGACCGCUGUCACCAGUGAUGGGAAGCCAUCGGCACAGUUCGAACAGACAUUGUUGGUAACUGAGUCCGGAUGCGAUGUGUUGACAGCUCGAAGUACGGGCCGGCCUUGGUUCAUGGAUCAAUUGAAAAAAAGUUAUUCCUCUGAUUAG
This is a messenger RNA of Acanthocheilonema viteae, 1173 nucleotides long. The record is from the annotation of a GenBank genome assembly. NCBI's taxonomy places the organism in Eukaryota, Metazoa, Nematoda, Chromadorea, Rhabditida, Onchocercidae.